Molecule: messenger RNA, 1917 nt
Organism: Gracilinanus agilis (Agile Gracile Mouse Opossum)
Lineage: Eukaryota; Metazoa; Chordata; Mammalia; Didelphimorphia; Didelphidae
Product: zinc finger protein 436-like
Exons: 6
Coding region: 1-1917 (638 amino acids)
Biological process (GO): regulation of transcription by RNA polymerase II; central nervous system development
Cellular component (GO): nucleus
Molecular function (GO): DNA-binding transcription factor activity, RNA polymerase II-specific; RNA polymerase II cis-regulatory region sequence-specific DNA binding
Source: RefSeq, a predicted model, not a curated record
AUGAGGGACCCGAACUCCCAGGAUGCAGUGGUUAUCAACACGGCGGCAGCUGCAGCAGCUGUGCGGUUCGAGCUGCAGAGGAGCAGGAGCGGGAGCCGGAGCCGGAGCCGGAGCGGGAGCCGGAGUAGGGCCGGAGCGCAGGUGCAACGGAGCUGGGGCCGGACGGAGCCGAGCUCUCAGGAAUGGGACACCAGCAUACAACACCCUGCACCUCCAGCAUCUCCUACAGUCCCCCACCGUGAAGCCCAGCUCCAGUCAGCUGAGAUCUCACUGCUGGCUAUCCUGGCUUCCAUUCAGGCUGUGGAGCAGAAGGUGGAGUCCCAAGCUGCCCGAUUACAGACCCUGGAGGGACGGACUGGGACAGCAGAGAAGAAGUUGAUUGAUUGUGAGAAGACUGCAAUGGAGUUUGGGAACCAGCUGGAGGGCAAAUGGACUGUGCUGGGUACCCUGCUCCAAGAGUAUGGGCUGCUCCAGAGGAGGCUGGAAAACAUGGAGAACCUGCUCAGAAACAGGAACUUCUGGAUCCUGCGGCUUCCCCCAGGCAGCAAGGGCGAGGUCCCCAAGGUACCUGUGAUUAUUGAAGAUGUGGCUGUGUAUUUCUCUGAGCAGGAGUGGGGGAACCUGGAUGAGUGGCAAAAGGAGCUCUACAAACAUGUGAUGAGAGGAAACUAUGAAACGUUGGUGUCUUUGGAAACCAGUGCGCUGGCUUCUUCUCAAGAUGUUCUUCCCUGGAUCAAGCAAGAAGGAGGAUGUGGGAGGAAUCAGCAGAGUCUGCAAGAGAGUGAGAUCUCCACGGACCUGUGCACGGAGGACUGGCUGGUCAGUAAAGAGAAGGAGAAGAGCCAGGAGAAGGGGUCCAAGGACCUGGAGCCGAGCUGGGUUCUGCAGGGCCCCGCUGGCAAACCCGCCCCCUGGGAGCGAGACUUCAGCGCCCUUUCUCCCAGCCCCUACUGUCCGGACGUGCCGGCCGCAGUGUCCGUGGAAAGGCCUUAUCCCUGUGCCGAAUGUGGCCAGAGCUUCAGCCGCAAGGAGCACCGCACGCAGCACCAGCAGGCCCUGCACAGCCCUCGUCCGUUCGCCUGUCCCCAGUGCCCCAAGAGCUUUGCCCAGCAGGCCACUCUCACCAGCCACUACCGCAUACAUACGGGGGAGCGAGCCUAUACCUGUGCCCAGUGUGGGAAAAGCUUCAUUCACCAGUCUACGCUGACGACCCACUACCGGACCCACACCGGGGAGAAGCCCUAUCCCUGCGCAGAAUGUGAGAAGCGUUUCAGCCGAUUGUCCACCCUUUUGGAGCACCGCAGGACCCACACUGGGGAAAAGCCCUACCAGUGCACCGAAUGCGAACGCCGCUUCAGCCGCCUCUCCACGCUGGUGGAGCAUCGGCGGACCCACACUGGGGAAAAGCCCUACCAGUGCGCGGAGUGCGAAAAGCGCUUCACGAGGCUGGCUAACCUGACGGUCCACCAGAACACCCACUCCGGGGAGCGCACCUACAAGUGUGCUCAGUGCGGCAAACGCUUUGCCCAGAAGCCCAGCUUCUUGCGCCACCUCCGCAGCCACACCCAGGAGAAGCUCUACCCGUGUGGCCAGUGCGGGAAGAGCUUCAUUUGCCGUUCCUGGCUGGUUCGGCACCAGGGCAGCCACGUGGGGGAGCUGCCCCGUCCCUGUACUGAAUGCGAGAGAGGCUGCCCACCCCCUAAAGAGCCCCCUGCCGGCCCCUUGGGCAGUGGGGGCCAGGAGAGGCUGCAGACCCCCGAGAGCCUCCUGGGAAAGCACGACGUAGAAGGUGCUCGGACUGGCCAGGACCCAAAGGGGCGCCGAGGGGCCAAGGAACAAGGCGGUAGUGCCCAGGGGGGCCUCGGGGAGGCCUUGCACAACCCCCAUUCCUAUGUGAAGAUGGAGAAUGUGGGCUAG